Malassezia sympodialis ATCC 42132 is the source of this 1476-nucleotide messenger RNA. It is a transcript of the gene CLF1, whose product is annotated as Clf1p. Gene Ontology annotation, cellular component: U2-type catalytic step 2 spliceosome; post-mRNA release spliceosomal complex; Prp19 complex. NCBI's taxonomy places the organism in Eukaryota, Fungi, Basidiomycota, Malasseziomycetes, Malasseziales, Malasseziaceae. Gene Ontology annotation, molecular function: protein binding. Gene Ontology annotation, biological process: spliceosomal complex assembly; mRNA splicing, via spliceosome. The record is from RefSeq and is a predicted model, not a curated record.
AUGGCUCUCGACUUCUUUGGAGAAGAGGAAGGAGCCCUUGAGCGAGCACAAACGAUCUUUACCGCGUUUGCCAAGAUGGAGACACGGCAAGGAGAGUAUGAGCGCGCUCGUAUGAUCUACAAGUAUGCGCUUGAGCGGAUUCCGCGUGCUAAAAGUGAAGGAAUUUAUACCAGUUAUACCCGUUUUGAGAAGCAGUUUGGAAGUAUUAAAGGAGUUGAAGAUACUGUGACGCAAAAGCGCCGAUUACAGUAUGAAGAGGAAAUUGAGGCAGCCGAUGGGGUCACUGGGAACUAUGAUAUAUGGUUUGACUAUUCGCGCCUAGAAGAAGAAUCUUUUCGCUCUCUCGUCGAUGAAGGUGCCCCUGAAACAAUGCUGGAACUUUCUCGAGCGAAAGUACGCGAUGUAUACGAAAGGGCCAUUUCUAAUGUCCCGCCUACAACUGAGAAGCGUCUUUGGCGACGCUAUGUGUACUUGUGGCUAAGAUAUGCCCUGUUUGAAGAACUAGAUGCGCAAGACUUAGACCGUGCUAAGAAGAUCUACGCAGCAGCCGUCUCUGUUGUCCCUCAUCGCGAGUUUACGUUCGCAAAAUUGUGGCUGAGUUAUGCUCAAUUCGAGGUGCGACGACUAGAUUUGACACUCGCACGCAAGAUUCUGGGAACUGCCAUUGGCCUUGCGCCGAAACCAAAACUUUUCAAGGGCUAUAUCGAGCUGGAAUUGGCACUUAAAGAAUUUGACCGUGUGCGGAAACUGUAUGAAAAGUUCCUUAAGUGGGACCCAAGCAGCUCGGCAACUUGGGUCAAAUUUGCGGAGCUAGAGCAAAAUUUGUUCGAUGUUGACAGAGCACGUGGAAUCUACGAACUUGGUAUUCAUCAGGCAGAAUCAGAUCAUGGUGGAUUGGAUAUGCCAGAAGUUCUUUGGAAGUCGUACAUUGACUUUGAGUUCGGCGAACGCGAAUUUGAGCGUGUUGAUGCAUUGUAUGAACGUUUGCUAGAGAAGACGGGCCAUGUAAAGGUCUGGAUCAGUUACGCCUUAAACAAGAUGGCUUCUAUAAUUGCACUCGAAGAAGAUGAAGAUGCGGAGGCCCAAGAAAACGGUGAGGAAGUGGUUCUCUCGGCAGAGCGACAGGCUCAGCGGACGACUGCACAUGUUCAAGCCGCCCAAGAGACGCGUUCUGUAUUUCAGCGUGGCCUUGAAAGUUUGCGAAAUGAAGGAUUGAAGGAAGAGCGAGUCGUUUUACUCGAAGCAUGGAAAGCAUUCGAAGCCGAACAUGGCGACAAGACAUCCAUGGACAUUGUCCAGAGCAAGAUGCCACGUGUAACCAAAAAGCGUCGCGAAGUGCCGGGAGGCGAUGGUGCCAUGGAGGAGUACUAUGAUUUAGUCUUCCCAGAGGAAGAGGAGCAAAACAAGCCUGCUUUGAAACUUCUAAAGAUGGCCCAUGCUUGGCGCGCCCAACAGCAACAGCAAUCGUCAACUUGA